AUGUUGACUAGGAAAAUUUUAAAGUUAUCUAGUAGUGCUCAAUUUGUUUUUAGGAGAAAAAUCUUGCCUUUAUGUAGCUGCGAAAAUGCACUGUAUUAUAGGUCCAUAAGAACUGGUAACAGCAAGGAGGUAAAUGCUGAGAAAAGUUCUGUAAAUCAAAACCAAAUAUUGUUUUCUGGGGGCUUACCAAAAGAUGUAAGAAUUAAUAAAACCCCACUUUCACCAGAAGAUCUCUUAGAGAAAUUAAUUAGUGGUCUCACAUCUAGCAUAUAUCAAAAGCAUAGAGUAUACAAAAAUGAUUUAGUAAGAGUUAUAAAUAAAGUAAAGGAACUUAACUUUUCUACUAAAAAACAACAGUUGCUACUUAUAAGUUGUUGUUCAGAGUAUUUGCCAGAUGAAACUCCAGCAACAAGGAUGACACUUGUGGAGGAAGUGUGGGAUAUCAUAAAGGGACAUUCCAAAAUAGAUGUUGGUCAUUACAAUGAAUUAUUGACAGUAUAUAUAGCAAACAAGCGGACUAUAGUACCUAGUGGCUUUGUAGAUCAGAUGGCACCUGUGAAGCCAAAUGAUGCAACAUAUGCACUAAUGUUGAAAGCUCUGAGUGAGGGUGGCGACAUUAACCGGGCAACAGAAGUCAUUUCAAAUAUGAAGGCCUUAGGUAUACCAGCUAGUAGGGAUGUUUUUAAUUCACUCAUAGUAUGCCAUGGUAAAGCAGGAAAACUAAAUGGCAUUACAGAGGUACUGACUAUGAUGAAUUCCUUGAAAAUAACAAAAUCAGUUGAUACAUAUGUAGCAACAGCGAGAGCUUUAGCUUGGAAUAAGAAAAAUACACUGCUUGUAGAAGAGUUAACAAAGGCACAAAAUGGUGGCAUAAUUUUUGAAGAACAGCACAUAAUGGAAAUUAUUAAGACACUAGCAGCUGUUGUGAACUAUGAACCUGUACCAAAAGUGUUACAUUUUCUACCCGAAGAAAUUCUGAAGACGCCCUCUAUAUCCCCUUAUAUGCAAAGUGUCGCUACGCUCCUCGUCUUCCAAAAUCAUCCAUUAGUGGCGUUAGAGAUAUAUAAAUGUCUAUCGCUACCAUCUUUUGGGCCUAAGGACGACCAAGGAUUGCAUGGAAGAAGUCUGGUUAGAGACUGCGUAAAGGCAUCGCUGCCUUCCAGCGUAAUCGCGCUGGUAACUCAAGAACUGAUGUCAUCGGGUAGAAACUCAAUUGCACUACAGAACGCGUCGGAAUGCGCCUUGCAGCUGGGCAAAGUACCACUUGCUCUAGAUAUGUUCACCAGGAUGAAGCUACUAGGAAUGCCUUUGAGACCGCACUUUUUCUGGCCAAUAUUGGUGCAUAAUUCGAAGACUUAUGGCGAAAAAGGUAUAAUGAACACGCUCACCACAAUGGUGUCUAUGGACGUGAAACCAGAUUACGAUACUGUACUCCUCUAUGUCCUUCCGUUCGUCAGUUUUACGUCGCCGCAGAAUUUGAUGAAGAAGUUUCUAGAAACCGGUCUCACUGUAAGCUCUGUGUUGACACCUAUGAUGGAGACUCUACUGAAUACGGGACAAGUUAGAGCCGCUAGCGAGAUUUGUGAGCUCUUUCACGGCAAAGUAGAUUGCGAACAUAUAAUCAAGCCAUUACAUAAGGGAUAUUUAAUAAGUGGUGAUUUGAAAUCAACGGUGCACAUACUAGAAGAUAUGUCGGAAAAGGCCCUUGACAAGAGCAGGGAUUGGGUGGGACGAUUCCUCUGUUUUUUCAUGAAAAGCAAGAGGGUUAGGGAAGACGUGAAUGACGUACUUAAUAUUGCUUUGGCCCUAAAAGAAACCUCCUUAAGAAUUUCAACAGCGGCGUGCGAUAUGUGCAUUUCGAAAGUACCGGACGAUUUUAAGAAUAAGGACAACUUGAAGAACGCUCUAAUCAACAUUAUGGACGAAAAGAUCGUUGACGAUGGAGAGAUGUUCGUACAUCAUAUGCCACAUCCGAAACAUAUGAACGAAAGUUCUCUUCGUGCGCACCUGAAUGAAUUGGAAGCUAAGGGCAUGAACACACGCGGUGUACUUCGAAGACUUCUGCAGCAGUACUGCAAGGAAGGAAAUCUGACUUCAGCCAGAACAAUUGUCGAGAAGUGUCAGAAGGAAGGGGUAUUCCUGUCAGCUGGCAUGAAAGCGGCCAUUUUCGACCUACACGUGAAGCUAGGCGAGCUAGACUUAGCUGAAAUAGCGCUAGCCGAUCUAACCAGGACUGCGCCUAACUUCACGUUAGAUGAAUACAAGGUCAUUGACUUCGCGACACUGAUGGUGUAUAGGAAAAAGAUUGGUCAAGCCUUUGCGCUAAUACAGGAGCAAUCUAAAAAAAGACGAGUAACGGGGGGUCAGAGUAUUUCUAUGAACUGCUGGCGACUGUUAGACGCGGUAGCUGCACAGGGGUCCCACGUGGAGACAAGGAAAUUGUUUGAGUUACUCAACUCUUUGAACUAUUGCAAGCCGUCGAACACACUAUUAGGGCCUUUGGUCAGGGCGCACUUGAAACUGGAAAAUCACCAAGAAGCGGUCAAGGAAUUCCAACGCUUAGCUAACAAAUAUAACAAGACGCCCUUAAAACAUGAGUUACUAUGCAGCAUAUUAAAAGUGAUGGGGGAAGGCAAGUCUGAAGACUUCUUCCUCGUUACAGAAAAGGUCAAUGGAAGAUACAAUAAAAUGGUGAACACGAUACUUAACGUGUGCAAGAAGGUCCACGGCUCCGGUGAUGUACAACUAUCCCUCAUAUCUGCUUUAGCCGAUGUUGGCUAUAAGAAGACCCUAAGAAGCCUCCUCCUAGACCCCACCUUUACUUACCACCCGGAAGCUCUACUCCGAUACUGCGAACGUUUUGCGGACGAAAAACGCCUGGACGCGCUGGAAGCGAUUGCGGAAUGUUCCAAGGACCUGCGUCAUAUUGAUGUUAAUGAGAUAUACAACUUAAUGCUGGGCGUUUAUCAACGAGACGAUGAUUACAAGAACGCACUCGCUCUAUGGAACCGGAUGCAAGACGCCGAAGUUAUUCCCUCGCAGAAGUUUGUACGCAACUUCUGUUCUCUCUUCAAGGCCAACAACAAACCCCUACCUGGAGAGUUGUCCCUACUCUUGGAUAAACAAGUGAAAUCCGCCAACGCCUGA
Leptosia nina is the source of this 3147-nucleotide messenger RNA. The record is from the annotation of a GenBank genome assembly. Lineage: Eukaryota; Metazoa; Arthropoda; Insecta; Lepidoptera; Pieridae.